This is a messenger RNA of Colletotrichum graminicola M1.001, 1584 nucleotides long. Its product is annotated as major facilitator superfamily transporter. Gene Ontology annotation, biological process: transmembrane transport. The transcript has 3 exons. Bases 1 to 1584 code for a protein of 527 amino acids. Gene Ontology annotation, molecular function: transmembrane transporter activity. NCBI's taxonomy places the organism in Eukaryota, Fungi, Ascomycota, Sordariomycetes, Glomerellales, Glomerellaceae. The record is from RefSeq and is a predicted model, not a curated record.
AUGGGUACCGACCCAGAUCCCGCGAAGAACUUCGAGGCGGCGCGAAAGGAUGGCUCGCCUUCGGGCGCGACGCGUGAUGGCAGUCUCGACAUCCACGUCAUCAAUGAUGCAGCCAUCAUUCCCAAGGGCGCCUUGGAUCCCGUUUACGAGUCCAAGGCUCGGGUGCUCAACCGCGCUAUACAAGAAAUCGGUAUGGGACGAUACCAGUGGCAGCUUUUUAUCGUCGUCGGUUUCGGUUGGGCAAGCGACAACCUAUGGCCUAUCGUGACGUCGUUGAUCUUUACCCCAAUCACCAACGAGUUCGGCCCUUCACGACCUCCUCUUCUCACGCUCGCACAAAACAUCGGCCUUCUGGCAGGCGCCAUGUUCUGGGGCUUCGGCUGCGACCUCUUCGGUCGCAAAUGGGCCUUCAACCUCACAUUGGGUCUGACCGCGUUCUGGGGAUUGGUCGCGGCUGGUGCUCCCACUUUUGCUGGAAUCGGCGUCUUUGCGGCCUUGUGGUCAUUUGGUGUUGGAGGCAACCUCCCUGUCGACUCGGCCAUCUUCCUCGAAUUUCUUCCGGGAACUCACCAGUACUUGCUGACGGUUCUCUCCAUUGACUGGGCUAUAGCCCAAGUCAUCGCAACUCUGAUCGCGUGGCCACUACUUGGUAACCUUACAUGCCAAGAAGGCGCGACUUGCACCAAGGCCAACAAUAUGGGAUGGCGGUACUUCAUGAUCACGGUUGGUGGAUUGACUAUGCUUAUGUUCCUUGUCCGUUUCCUGGUCUUCACCAUUUACGAGUCGCCAAAAUACCUUAUGGGCAAGGGACGUGACGAAGAGGCCGUCCGAAUUGUCCACGAAGUCGCUAGGCGAAACGGCAAGACUACGUCUCUCUCAAUCGAAGAUCUCAAGGCGUGCGAGCCUGAGGGUUAUGUUGCGCGGAACGAUGUUGCAACAACCGUCAAGAGGAAUCUGGAGAAGGUCAACCUCAAUCGCAUACGCAUUCUGUUUUCGACGCGCCGUCUGGCCUUAAGCACCGGCACGAUCAUGGCUAUCUGGGCACUCAUUGGUCUCGGCUACCCUCUCUAUAACGCGUACAUACCAUACAUCCAGGCAACACGAGGCGCCGAGCUCGGCGACGGCAGCACUUACCUGACCUAUCGCAACAGUCUGAUUAUCGCUGUCCUGGGCGUCCCCGGAGCGUUGCUCGGAGGUUGGCUAGUCGAAUUGCCGGCACUGGGAAGAAAGGGCACUCUUGCCAUCAGCACCGUUCUGACGGGAGUCUUCCUCUACUGUUCGACGACCGCGAUGACCAGCAAAGCGCUUCUUGGAUGGAAUUGUGCCUUCAAUUUUUGCAGUAACGUCAUGUACGCAGUCCUUUACGGCUUCACCCCCGAGUUGUUCCCAACGCCGCAGCGCGGGACUGGCAACGCGCUCACCGCGACAAGCAAUCGCAUCUUCGGUAUCAUGGCGCCUAUAGUCGCCAUGUUCGCCAACCUCAAGACGUCGGCGCCAGUCUAUACCAGUGGCGCUCUGUUCAUCGCCGCUGGGCUCUUGGUACUGAUACUACCCUUCGAGUCGAGGGGGAAAGCAGCUUUGUGA